Molecule: messenger RNA, 1866 nt
Organism: Phalacrocorax carbo (great cormorant)
Lineage: Eukaryota; Metazoa; Chordata; Aves; Suliformes; Phalacrocoracidae
Source: RefSeq, a predicted model, not a curated record
GGCCGCUUCCGCCGCGCCCGCCCGCUUCCUGUGGUGCCUGCGGCGGUGCCGGGGUGGCGGGGAGGGCCGGGCCGGGCAGCCCGGCGAGAUGUCGGCAGCGGCGGGGCCGGAGCGGCCGCAGGUGGUGGUGCACGUGCAGCAGGGGCUGAACUACACGCUCUUCGACUGCAAGUGGGUGCCCCGCAGCGCGCGCCUCCUCUGCCUGGGCAGCGCCGCGCGUGGCACCGGCCUCCUUCAGCUCUACGAGCUGCGGAGCGGGCGCCUGGCCCUGCUGCGGGAGAUUGAAAAGGCUAAACCUAUAAAAUGUGGAACUUUCGGUGCUACGUCUCUGCAGCAAAGAUACUUAGCUACAGGAGAUUUUGGUGGAAACCUUAACGUAUGGAAUUUAGAAGCUCCUGAAAUACCAGUGUAUUCUGUGAAAGGUCAUAAGGAAAUCAUAAACAGUAUAGAUGGUGUAGGUGGCUUAGGAAUUGGGGAAGGUGCACCAGAAAUUGUGACUGGCAGUCGAGAUGGAACGGUGAAGGUAUGGGACCCGAGACAGAAGGAUACUCCUGUCGCUAAUAUGGAACCUGUGCAGGGAGAGAGCAAAAGAGACUGCUGGACAGUAGCAUUUGGCAAUGCUUACAAUCAAGAGGAACGUGUUGUAUGUGCUGGAUACGACAACGGGGACAUCAAAUUGUUUGACUUAAAAACCAUGACACUACGAUGGGAGACCAACAUUAAGAAUGGGGUUUGCAGUGUGGAGUUUGACAGAAAAGAUAUAAAUAUGAACAAGCUAGUGGCCACAUCGCUUGAGGGAAAAUUUCAUGUUUUUGAUAUGAGAACUCAGCAUCCAACCAAAGGUUUUUCUUCUGUUUCAGAGAAGGUGCAAAAAUCUACCAUAUGGCAAGUUCGGCACCUACCACAGAACAGAGAUAUAUUUAUGACGAGUGGAGGAGCUGGCAGCCUUCAUCUCUGGAAAUAUGAGUACCCAGCUCAGCGCUCGAAGAAGGAUUCUGAAGGAGCUGAGAUGGGAGUGGCAGGUUCAGUUAGCCUCUUGCAGAAUGUGACUCUGUCAACGCAGCCAAUUUCUAGUCUGGACUGGAGCCCCGACAAAAAGGGACUGUGUGUUUGUGGUGCCUUUGACCAAACUGUGAGGGUGCUGAUAGUUACGAAGCUUAACAAAGUUUGACAGGAAAACUAGAAUUUCUGGUGAGAAAGCAAUGUAGUUUGCAGUCUGUAAAUACGGGAGGGAGAGCCCUCCUGUUUCUAAUUCAAUUUCUCACUCAUUAAAACUGGAUUAAAGGAAUGGAAACCAGAUCUUUCCUUUGAAAGUUCUGGUACAUGCAGUUAGAGUUGUUUUGACUAAUUGUGCCGCAAUGACUUGAAGUUGCCCGGGCACAGAACUUUUACCUUCUAAAAAUGUGAAUUUACACUUAAAGUACAAUGUGCCUUUGUGUUAACGCAACCUGUAAUUUCAGAAAUCACUUUAAAUUGUUUGUGUUCAGUUUAGUCACAAUGCAAAUCCAUUCACACUUGGUAAAUGGUUUGGCUUUUUUAUAUAUAGUAUUGUUCAUAUGCAUUCAUGCAACAGCAACUACUAUAUACGCCCUCACAGAAACUUUGUGUUAUUGGAUAUUUUAAUUAGAAUGUUUGUUGAAGUGACUUAGCAUUCUUUAAUACACUAUAGAAGCUAUCAUGAAUGCUGAAAUAUUCAGGUUCAAUGGAGUAAGGUUUUUACUGAAGAUCAUACUGAAAUUAAACUAUUGAACAAAAUGCACUGUUUUAUUAUUUUAGUUUGUUUUUGUAACAAGUGUUUAUGUUCUGUUGUUUAUAUAUCUGUAACUUUGUAUUCUACAAAUAAAAUUAUAUGGAGUGUUGUCUUAA